AUGCUCUGUCUGAUUGGCGAACCGUCAUUCAAGCGCGAUGAAGAACGGAAGAUGAAACGUACCGGCAUAUGGAAUGAAGGACGCCCAGCUUUUCAAGGCAUGGCAAGCCGCGUGAUAGCUAAGCAGAGGGCGGCUUUCUUGUCCAAAAGAUUUUGUUUCAAAGACAGUUGCACUAAAGACAAACGUCUCAAGGGUUCACUGGAAUACUCAUCAAAAGAUGCCUUGGAUUACGGUCUGGCAUAA
Molecule: messenger RNA, 243 nt
Organism: Opisthorchis viverrini
Lineage: Eukaryota; Metazoa; Platyhelminthes; Trematoda; Opisthorchiida; Opisthorchiidae
Exons: 1
Coding region: 1-243 (80 amino acids)
Source: RefSeq, a predicted model, not a curated record